UAUAAAACGAAAUCCAAGAUCGCUAUGAAUUUGUUUAUCGGACUACCGUCAAAAUGAGAAACUUAAAUGAGAAGCUUAGUCUAAUUAUUUGUUCUAACUAGAAAAAUUGCAAUGGAUUGUUCACAAUCAUCCCCAGACUCGUCUUCCUCGGAAUCGAUAGCUCGCCUUUUGAGUGCCCAUCGGGAAGCACUGAAGAAUGCAUCCCGAAAGUGCUUGCCACAGCGAGAUCUCGAUGAAUUCAGCGCUAAAUUGCAACAGAAUAAUAAGAAGCAUACCACUUCAGAAGGAAGCAUUUCUUCCGAUAGCUGUAUCACGUUUGAACCGCAUCGAAUCUAUACCAUUGAGGAAGUAACGGAAGAUUCACGAAUUUCUGUCAGGAAAACACAGCUUAUCACGUCUAGCGCUGAAGAACUGAAGGAACGCAUAGAUCGUCUCAAGCGCUUGUCUACAACGGCUAGGAACUCAAAACGACCGGAAAGUCGACGGGGAUCGGAUGCAAGGCAUCAAACAGUGCAAAUCACAGCACGAGUCAGCUAUCAUGAGGAGAUCGUCCAAAAAUUUGAGAUAAUCGACCGAUUUCUCAAGGACCAAAUGGAACUCAAGCAAGACUCUGUUAGUAGCGACCUGUCCGUUCGAAAGCGAUAUGCUCGGUCCAAAUCGACGCCCGACCAAAACCGAGUGAUCCGAAGUCUUUGUUGCAGUUGCAUCUCGGGAAACUAGAUUGAUAUUUUUUGGAAAUAAUGAUUAUUAGCAUGAUGGUAAGAAUAUUAUAACUUCAUACAUAUUACAUGAAAAAAUGUUUGUGAACUGUAAAA
This is a messenger RNA of Aedes aegypti (yellow fever mosquito), 815 nucleotides long. RefSeq lists its product as uncharacterized. Bases 112 to 720 code for a protein of 202 amino acids. The record is from RefSeq and is a predicted model, not a curated record. The transcript is spliced from 2 exons. Lineage: Eukaryota; Metazoa; Arthropoda; Insecta; Diptera; Culicidae.